This is a messenger RNA of Trifolium pratense (red clover), 1642 nucleotides long. RefSeq names its product outer envelope protein 39, chloroplastic-like. Gene Ontology annotation, biological process: embryo development ending in seed dormancy; chloroplast organization. Bases 210 to 1298 code for a protein of 362 amino acids. Gene Ontology annotation, cellular component: outer membrane. NCBI's taxonomy places the organism in Eukaryota, Viridiplantae, Streptophyta, Magnoliopsida, Fabales, Fabaceae. The record is from RefSeq and is a predicted model, not a curated record. The transcript is spliced from 11 exons.
GGAGUGCGAAGAAGCAAAAGGGAUAACAGAAGUUGAAAGCUAAGAACCGAAUAAACACGAACACAAUUAUAGAAUUUUCGUUUUCCCUAACGUUACGAAACAAACACAAACACAACAUUGUCUCCAAACAUACACACUAUAUAAUCUAUCUUACGUUGCUUCAAAUUUUGUGAUUUUUUUUAUUUAAUGGUUGAUGCGUUUUUAAUUGGAUGGGAGCUCAAAGGAGCAUCCAUGCUGGCAAAGCAAAGAUUGAUGUUAAUGUUGAUUUUACUCACAAUCUUUGUGCUUCUUUGAUGCAUAAUACCUUCAGGAAUGCUGGCAAUCCUCUUUCACUUUUAAUUGGGAGUCUCUGCAUAAAACAUCCGAACUUAUUUGGUGGGAGUGAGAAGCUUCAUGUUUCAUGUGACAAGGGUUUGUAUGAUUCGAAUGUCUUAGUCGCUUUUAGAAGGCCACGGGAAGAAUGUCUUGCUCAUCAAUCUUUUGUAGUGCAGCAUUCUCUUUCACCAGAGAUUGGAAUCCAUGGUAUACCUAUAAAAAAUUUCUCCCACUCAGGAAGUGGAGGUGUAAAUUUAUCUAGAAUAUCAGUCGGGAUGGACCUGAAUGAACCUGCGAGUUCAAAGUGGAGCAGCACAACAAGCAUAAAAUUUGAGCAUGUUCGUCCAUUGAACGAUGAUGGUCACAAUAUAAGUAGGGAUUGUGACGGAUUUCCUUUGACUUGCAGUGGCAGUCCACAUGACAGUAUGGUAGUGUUAAAGCAAGAGUCUCGAUACACAAAGGAAAACGAUCAUAGCUUUUUUCAUUUUAAUCUUCAAAUAGAACAAGGUAUUCCAGUUCUUUCUAAGUGGAUAAUUUUCAACCGAUUUAAGUUUGUUGCUUCGAAAGGAAUUAAACUUGGACCGGCACUUCUCUUGACAAGACUUUCCGGUGGUUCAAUUGUGGGGGACAUGGCUCCUUAUCAAGCAUUUUCCAUUGGCGGGAUUGGGAGUGUCCGAGGGUAUGGUGAAGGAGCAGUCGGAUCUGGGAGAUCAUGUCUGGUGGCUAAUAGCGAACUGAGUCUCCCUUUGAAUAAUAUGUUGGAAGGUGUGGCUUUCAUGGAUUGUGGAACAGACUUGCGGUCUGGUUGUCUUGUACCUGGAAAUCCAGCCUUAAGGCACGGCAAACCAGGAUCUGGUAUUGGAUUGGGAUAUGGACUUCGAUUUAAAUCACAGUUUGGUCAUUUUCAACUUCAUUAUGCUAUUAAUGCAUUUAACGAGAGGUCACUCUAUUUUGGCCUACCCAACCUUGGUUCAUGCUAUUAAUGCAUUUAACGAGAAGACACGACGAAGUCCUAUAGAAGAUGGAACGAUAAAGUUACAGAUGCUGCAAUAUUUUGUCAUCAACUCGUAUAGCAAUGUGAAAUGCAUUCUCUUUAUUUCUAACUCCGCACUGUAUUUUGCAUGCGGAGAGAUAAAUAGUUACUGUAUUCAUUUUAUUACAAUUCAUAGUGGUUGGAAAAUUUCUUGGCAUUUUUUAAAGGCUUUUUGUUUAUGGUAAAUGAGUGCAAUGCAGUCACAACUCACAAGACCAAUCCAAACAAACAAUACACAAGGAAAUGCUGCCUGAAAAUUUUGUUCAAGUGAUAUCUUAGGUUUUAAGCUACAUA